UUUGCUUUGUAAGUGUUUCCCGAGAGCCUCCUGCAUCCAGUGUGCACUGCGCUGCUGUGGCUGUGGGGCGGGCAGGUGUGAACACGAGAGGUCAGUCGUGGCCCUUGCCCUCAGCGAGGCUGUAAUCUCUCUGGGGACACAUACAUGUACACACGUCCCUGUGAUACAGUCUGGCAAGUGGCCAGAGUCACAGCAAUGGAAAUAAAUAGGAGAAAAGGAUUCCUUCUGGCAUGAGGAAGGUCAUUCUUUUCCUUUCAUCUAGUUUGCCUAGGAAGGCGUCAUUAUAAUCCUUGCUCUGUGACAGAUGGCUGUCAGUAGUUGAAUCGCUGUCCCCGAGUGCUUCCUGUGUGUGUGGAGCACUGGGCCAGGCCCCGCAGGGAGCCUGUGGUCUGGCGGGUAGGUGCCUGUCAAGUAUGAUCUGGGUGACGGCACAGAAAACACAAGGUGGCAUGGGAGCUUGGGGCUGAGGACCGGAUCUUGGGAAAGUACAAUUUAAGCUGAGACUGAGCGAGGUGGAGAAAGGGAAGAGAUGGCUCCCAAAGGAGACCCCAGCAUGUGGCAGGGCUCAGAGGGCAGCAUGGUGCAGGAGCUGCAAGCUGUGCAGCUGAAACACCGUGGCCGGCGGGAGCAUGGCGGGAGCAUGGUGAAGAAACGAGGUUUGGGCAAGAGCCUUGGAAAGCAUUUCCUCUCCCAGGAGCCUCCUGAAGGACACACCGUAGAUGCAGGAAGACGGCGGGUGAGGACAGCCCAGCUGAAGUGAGGAGUCCUGGACAGAGCAUGGCUGUAGCCCUGGAAUCCCAGGCCCAGGUCUCUCCCCCACCAGAGCUGGAAGAACUCCUGAUUGUGAAAUUGGAGGAGGACGCGUGGAGAUCAGAAUCCAGACCUCAGGCGAAGGACCGUGACCCUGUCCCUGGCCCUGAGGCCUCCCGCCAGCGCUUCAGGCAGUUCCAGUACAGGGAUGCAUCUGGACCCCAUGAGGCCUUCAGCCAGCUCUGGGCGCUCUGCUGCCGCUGGCUGCGGCCGGAGAUCCGUCUCAAAGAGCAGAUCCUGGAGCUGCUGGUGCUGGAGCAGUUUCUGACUAUCUUACCCAGGGAGGCCCAGGCCUGGGUGCAGGCGCGCCACCCGGAGAGCGGCGAGGAGGCGGUGGCCCUGGUGGAGGAUUGGCACCGAGAGGCCCGGGCUGCAGGACAGCGGGAACUGAAGUUGUGUGGAGAAGAGACCCGGUCCUGGAAGGCAGUGCAGGAACUGCAGGGCUUUCGGCCGCACUCAGUGGGUCGCUGGCCCGAGAGACGGACCCAGAGGCAGUGGGAGAGGAGUCCGUGCCCUGGCCGUCCCAAGCAUCCAGACACCAGGAUGGUGCCCCCGGCCUUGAAAGAGAGUGCUGUCCUCACUCCCCGAGGCCCCACUCUCCCAAAGAUGGGGAGCACUGGAGAUUGGGAGGUGGCAGCCGAGUCCCAGGAAGCCCUGGGCCCUGGCAAACGUGCUGAGAAGGAGUUUCACAAGGACCCCCCAAGAGACAACUGUGGGAAUGGCGUGUCCCUGGGAGUUCUAGUUUCAAAACCAAAUGUCAUCUCACAGCCAGAGCAAGGACCAGAAUUUUGGGGCCCGAGUCUUAAAACUCCUGGAAAAAGGAGCACUGGGAAUUGCGGCCCGGACAGUGAGCAGAUGAAAGCAGCUCCAGCACUGGCCUGGAGGGAUUCGAAGGCCUGGGAGGAGCAGUGCCAGUGGGACGUGGAGGACACGAAGGUGUCCGGCGUGCACUGGGGCUAUGAGGAGACUAAGACUUUCCUGGCAAUUCUGAGUGAGUCCCCUUUCUCCGAAAAGCUCCGGACUUGUCACCAGAACCGCCAGGUGUACCGGGCCAUUGCAGAGCGGCUGAGGGCACGGGGCUUCCUGCGGACACUGGAGCAGUGUCGCUACAGGGUCAAAAACCUCCUGCGGAAUUACCGGAAGGCCAAGAGCAGCCACCCGCCGGGGACCUGCCCCUUCUAUGAGGAGCUGGAGGCCCUGGUGAGGGCGCGGUCGGCCUUCAGAGCCGCAGACGGCCCGGGCGAGGCUGUGGUUCUCCCCAGGCUGGGGGACAGUGACGCAGAGAUGGAGGAGCCAGAGGAAGGGGGCUGGGAGCCAGAGGAGACAGCAGAGGACUGUGACGGUGAUGACCUGGCCAUCGACGAGUCCGUCCAGGAGCCCAGGGUUCCGGGGGGUCCAGCUCUGUUCCAGAGUCGUAUUGCAGGUGUGCACUGGGGCUAUGAGGAGACCAAGGCCUUCCUGACCAUCCUCAGUGAGUCCCCAUUUCCCGAAAAGCUUCGCACCUGUCACCAGAACAGCCAGGUGUACCGGGCCAUCGCAGAGCGGCUGUGUGCACAGGGCUUCCUGCGGACACUGGAGCAGUGUCGCUACAGGUUCAAAAACCUCCUUCGAAGCUACCGCAAAGCCAAGAGCAGCCACCCGCCGGGGACCUGCCCCUUCUAUGAGGAGCUGGACUCACUGGUGAGGGCGCGGACUGCGGUCAGAGCCGUGGGAACCGUCAGGGAGGCGGCGGGUCUCCCUGCGUCCGGGCGGAGCAGUACAGAGGCUGAUGACCCGGAGGCCUGGGGUGAGGUGGCAGGUGAAGAUGCCGGCAGACCUCCAACCCCGUGUCCUGGAACCCCAGACACUGGUUUUGAGAUGAGGCAUGAGGAUGACGACCAGGGUUCAGAGCUGGACAUUUUCGAGGAUUUGCCUGGUGCUUUACCAACACGGGCUGUGGAGGCUUCCAGCCACCCUUGCCAUUUGGGGGAAGACGGUGAGCACGAAGACGAAGGGGAAGAGCAGUCAGGAACUCGACCGCAGGGGCAGUGGGAGGAAUGUUCCUCUGAGGAGGACUCAGAAAGGCUCAUUGACCACCAAGGGCUGUACCUUGCAGAGAAACCCCACCAGCGUGAGCCACGCGCGAGGAGCUGCAGUCAGCCCUCCCCCUUCAUCGCCCGCCGGCGGACACACACAGGCGAGAAGCCCUGCUGGUGCCUCCAGUGCGAGGAGAGCUUCAGUGACGCCUCUGACCCCCACACCCGCCAGAGAAUUCACCCUGGAGAGCAGCCCUGCAGAUGCUCCGAAUGUGGGAAGAGCUUCAGGGACCGCCCCAGUCUGGCGGCUCACCAGCCAGUCCAUGCAGGGGUAAGGCCGUGUGCGUGCGGGGAGUGCUGGAAAGGCCCCAGCCAGAGCGCAGACCUUCUGAAACCCCAGAGAGCCCGUGUGGGAGGAAACCCUCACUGCCGUAGUGAGCCUGGCGAAAACUCUGGCCAAAGCAAGUCCUUCAGUGCUCACUGGAGGAACCUGGCAGAGGAGACAGCUCCGGAACAACCUCCAGGUGCCAAGAAGAACUCUCCUGGGCUCAACAGCGCCAACUCAGGGGAGAAGCUUUAUCAGUGUUCUGAAUGUGGAAGGACCUUCUCCAAGAGCUCUGCCCUCAUCAGUCACCAGAGAAUCCACACGGGAGAGAAACCAUACGAAUGUGCGGAGUGUGGGAAAAGCUUCAGCAAGAGCUCCACGCUGGCCAACCACCAGCGGACCCACACUGGGGAGAAGCCGUACGAGUGCGCGGACUGCGGGAAGUGCUUCAGUGAGCGCUCCAAGCUCAUCACGCACCGGCGAGUGCACACGGGGGAGAAGCCCUACGAGUGCCUCGAGUGUGGGAAGUUCUUCCGUGACCGCUCUAAUCUCAUUACUCACCAGAGGAUUCACACGGGCGAGAAGCCUUACAGAUGCAGGGAGUGUGGGAAGUGCUUCAACCAGAGCUCCAGUCUCAUCAUUCACCAGAGAAUCCACACCGGGGAGAAACCCUACAAGUGCCUGGAGUGCGGCAAAGACUUCAACAACAGCUCCCACUUCAGUGCCCACCGGAGAACCCACGCAGGAGGGAAGGCGUCGUAGGGGAUGGCGCCCCCCCCCCCCACGACAAAAGAGAUGAAUGUGUAUUUGAGUCUCCCCAGAUUAUGAGAUGUAUGGUAGAAGGAAACAUGCCCAAUUCCUAAGCUGUGUGUAUACCCAGGGAAGUUAUCUUGAUAUAAUCCAGGUAAUUUGGAAGCAAAUUACAAAUGCUAAGGAUCCAGACUCGAAGGCACUUUUCUUGAGUGUAAUUUGUUCUGUAAAAAAUUUACACUCA
This is a messenger RNA of Phyllostomus discolor (pale spear-nosed bat), 4144 nucleotides long. It is a transcript of the gene ZSCAN20, whose product is annotated as zinc finger and SCAN domain containing 20. Gene Ontology annotation, biological process: regulation of transcription by RNA polymerase II. NCBI's taxonomy places the organism in Eukaryota, Metazoa, Chordata, Mammalia, Chiroptera, Phyllostomidae. The record is from RefSeq and is a predicted model, not a curated record. Gene Ontology annotation, molecular function: RNA polymerase II cis-regulatory region sequence-specific DNA binding; DNA-binding transcription factor activity, RNA polymerase II-specific. The coding region runs from base 778 to 3912 and encodes 1044 amino acids. The transcript has 8 exons.